AUGGGAGAGUUCCCGGUCUAUGGCAACCCGACGCCCACCAAUUUCAGGCUUACCACCUACGACCUCACGGUCCCAAUCAUGAUCCGCAGUCUCCAGCGACUCCUGGGGUGUCUCAAGAAAGGCGAGCAGUGGGCCAAAGACAACAACAGGAGUAUAGAAGAGAUGCUCCAUGCUCGCAUCUACCAGGGGGCGAAGCCCCUAGCAUUCUACAUCAUUGGUGCAAGCAACACGGCCGGAAACCUUCUCUCUCGCAUCGGAGGAGAAUCGCAGAUUUAUCUGAUAGAUGAUCUGCUCCACAAAAGCACAUUGAAAGAGCUCUACGAUCGUCUUGAAUUUCAGAUUCUCCGUUUGCAUAGUGCUAAUAAGAGCUUAUUUAUGGGUCCUAAUGACAAAUGCAAGGUUACACUGCGUGGACAUCAGGCCAAUUUCAGGGUUUUGACAUAUAUUCAGAACUAUGCACUUCCCGACUACUUUUUCCACCAAAACAGUGCCUACUGCCUCUUCAGAAUGCAAGGGGUUCCGUUGACCAAGAUGGAUAUCCUGGGGGCGGAGGAAGACCACGCCUAG
This is a messenger RNA of Sphaerulina musiva SO2202, 567 nucleotides long. RefSeq lists its product as uncharacterized. NCBI's taxonomy places the organism in Eukaryota, Fungi, Ascomycota, Dothideomycetes, Mycosphaerellales, Mycosphaerellaceae. The record is from RefSeq and is a predicted model, not a curated record. The coding region runs from base 1 to 567 and encodes 188 amino acids. The transcript has 3 exons.